AUGCCUCCUUCGUCUUGGACAAUUAGACUACUUGCGGCCUCUACCUUGGGUUUCUGGCAUGUGCCCUUCGUUUCUGGUACAUCUCAUUUUGAUUGGUCGAUACGAAACUACAAACGAUCCUUAGAUAGCUGGGUAUCGGUCAGCUACAACGGUAUUUGGCCGUGCUCUCUCCCGAAAAUCGAAGUAAUCGAGAACGCGGUAGAAUAUACCAAGAUUUUAGCGAAUGGGGCGAUAGUAGCUUUGGACGAUACAGGGACGUCUUCAUCGGCAUAUUCGCGCUGGUUUAGUAGUAAGUCGUACCAAGACACCCGCUUCUACUACUACGCAACGAUUUAUAGCAAUGCUUAUGAGUCUGAUCUUGAGGCUAUCAAGGAACAUCACUACGAUGCGGUCGUUUCUGAGCUACGAGCCCCUGAGUCUGGAACGGUUAAUUACGUUGAGGAAGGCGGGCCGGAUUCGGAAAGGCUCGUGUACGCCUGCCCCGCUGCAGACGAUGAUAUUUGCGGGUCAGGAGAGGCAGCUGCCGUGAUCAAUGCCGGUGAUCAAGGUUUCAAGGUUAACCUACUCUAUCUCUGCCCCUCGUUCUUUAACAAGGUCAGCCACUCGCGGAUGCUUUUUAACUAG
Colletotrichum lupini is the source of this 624-nucleotide messenger RNA. RefSeq lists its product as uncharacterized. Lineage: Eukaryota; Fungi; Ascomycota; Sordariomycetes; Glomerellales; Glomerellaceae. Gene Ontology annotation, molecular function: metallopeptidase activity. The coding region runs from base 1 to 624 and encodes 207 amino acids. The transcript is spliced from 2 exons. The record is from RefSeq and is a predicted model, not a curated record.